This is a messenger RNA of Bactrocera dorsalis (oriental fruit fly), 3607 nucleotides long. RefSeq names its product palmitoleoyl-protein carboxylesterase NOTUM (gene Notum). The record is from RefSeq and is a predicted model, not a curated record. Bases 551 to 2920 code for a protein of 789 amino acids. The transcript is spliced from 4 exons. Gene Ontology annotation, molecular function: hydrolase activity. Lineage: Eukaryota; Metazoa; Arthropoda; Insecta; Diptera; Tephritidae.
UGCUUGUCGGCCAGAUCACACGAUCGACCAGCAGAAGCAAGCAGGCAGUGGUGGCUGCGACGGCGGCAGCUUCUUCCACAGCUCAGCAACUUUACAAGACACAGCCACAUUUCGUUGCCGUUUAUCUGCGUUCACCUUCAGCAUUCCGCGACGAACGCUCAGUGCAAACGGACGUGUAUUUCUCCGUCACGAAAUUGUCACAAAUAGUUGUCUGCAGAUUUCAACUGGCACCAAAAAAGCGUAAAGUGUUUAAGCGAAAAUUAUUAAGAGUAUUUGAAAAUCACAAUUAUCAUGCUAUGAAAACAACAACAACAAAGUGUAAAGGUGGUUUAUUGUGUUUAAAAUUUUUAAAUUGUUUUAAGUGGCAAGUAUUUGCCAGAAGUGUUAUGUUUAAAUAAAAAUAUAAAAAAACACCACAACAAAGCCAACAAAGUGUGCGCGAGCAACAAAUAUAAGAUUCUUAAAAAAAAAAUUGCAUUUCAGUAUAUAAAAUUUAUAUUAAUUGAUAAUGUCAAAUGUAAGCGCAGUGUAAUUAUCGCUCCAAAUUUACAUGAAUAAAAUGGCAAGGCCAAAUUUCAACCACAACGUACGCAUGAUGACAACAACUUUUAACACAACAACAAACACCAUAAAUAUGUCUUCAAGCUCUGCAACAAAUCAACGGAUUACGAGUAAUCGCUGUACGAAGCACAACGACUUCAGCUGCAACACAAUUAAUAAGAUCAAUUGCAGUCAGCGCCAACACAGUGAUCAUUUAUGUUCCACAACGAUCCACAAGUGCUUGUGCCCACAGAAUAGCAUUGCCUACUUAGCGGCGCACAAGGUUCAGUGCAUAACAUUACUGCUACAGAGCGUGUUCAUCGCAUUACUUUGCUUGGCGUUAAUACAGCCGACAUACGCGCGUUCCACAAAGGCACAUCGAGCAGCGAAAACAGCAUUAGUGGCAACGCCGCCGAUUGCAGAAUCGCUGGUUGGCAACGCGGCCGCAUCCGGUACUUUUUUGAACUCCUCGAAUAUUAUGAUGGCGGCGAACGAGAGAAAUUCGCUCGAUUUAGGCGCCACAACUAAACUCGCCACACCAGUGGUGGAGAACCGACGCGCGCUAAAGCUCGUACAGUUCAAUAAUAUGUCAGUCGUGUGUAAUGAUGGCUCGCGCGCUGGUUUCUAUUUGCGCAAAAAUCCCAAUUCGAAGAAAUGGAUUGUGUUUCUGGAGGGCGGCUGGCAUUGUUUUGAUGCACGCUCAUGUCGAGCGCGUUGGUUGCGGCUGCGCCACUUGAUGACGUCCACACAGUGGCCCGAAAAACGUGACGUUGGUGGCAUACUCUCACCUUUGCCGGAAGAGAACCCCUAUUGGCACAGUGCAAAUCAUGUGCUCGUGCCCUACUGCAGCAGCGAUUCGUGGUCAGGUACGCGCGACACAAUCGACGAGAACGCUAAGUUUCGCUUUAUGGGUGCUGUAAUCUUACGCAACGUCAUCGCCGAACUAAUACCCCUCGGUUUGGGACGUAUACCGGGUGCGGAAUUGUUGCUUGUGGGUUCGUCGGCAGGCGGUCUUGGUGUUAUGCUCAACUUGGAUCGCAUAACCAAUUAUCUGCAACAGGAACGUAAACUCAUGGUAACGGUGCGUGGUGUAAGCGACUCGGGUUGGUUCCUCGAUCGUGAACCCUACACCCCAGCUACAGUCGGCUCCAGUGAGGCGGUGCGUCAAGGUUGGAAGAUGUGGCAAGGAUCGCUACCGGAAGCUUGCGUUGAACAAUACCAAGCAGAGCCGUGGCGUUGCUAUUUCGGUUACCGACUGUAUCCAACGCUAAAAGCACCACUCUUCGUCUUCCAAUGGCUGUUCGAUGAGGCACAAAUGCGCGCGGACAAUGUGGGCGCACCAGUUACGCCCCAACAAUGGAACUAUAUACAUGAAAUGGGCGGCGCGCUGCGUUCUUCCUUAGACAACGUCACGGGUGUAUUCGCGCCCUCUUGCAUCGGCCAUGCUGUGCUCUCCAAACGCGAUUGGAUCAAUAUCAAAAUCGAUGAUAUUUCUUUACCAUCGGCUCUCCGUUGCUGGGAGCAUUCGACACGUCCACGCCGCAGACGACACAACAUCGCUAAACAAAACCAUUUGGAACCCACGGAACAAAAGCGCCAUCGCUCCAGCAACGAGCAUCAAAGAAUCACACACAAGAACCGUAUACCCAAACAACACAAAGCGAAGAAAGAUAACAACAACUACGAGCCACAAAAUGGCACACGUCCGCGCUUAAGUAAAGUCGAGCGUGAAGAAAGACGGCGACUACGUCACGAACGUCAACAGCGGCGUCAACGUAAACAACAACAACAGCAACGCAACAAGAACAAACAACGCAAUCGUCACGAGCGUCGACGUAACGAAGCAGAACGCAAGCGUAACAACAAUUUGCCACCCAACGACAACGCCACCGCAUUAUACGAACAACAUCCCAACAAAAAACAACGUCAACAUAACAAACCAAAAACAAAUGGUGUUGAGCGUAAACACCGACCCGGUCACAAGUCACGUAAGGAACGUAAAGAACAACGUCAACAACUGAAGCUACAAAACAGCGGCAAAUACGAACGACAACAUGAACUGCAGCAUGAUGAACAAGCCAUCGAGGCGACAACACAAUUUGACCUACAAAAGCGGCACAUGCGCCGCAAUCGUGUGCCGCGCGUGCCCGAGAAAUGCGCGCUACGCCUGCUCGAGCGCUGCAGUUGGCCGCAAUGCAAUCACUCCUGCCCGAUGGUCACGAAUCCGCUGACCGGCGAAGAGAUGCGCUUCCUCGAGCUGCUCACCUCUUUCGGUCUGGACAUCGAAGCCGUUGCCGCGGCUUUGGGCAUCGACAUGCAGACCCUAAGCAAUAUGGAUCGCACCGAGCUGAUCAAUCUGCUAACGCAACAGGCGAGCUGAUCGUCGGUGUAAAUACAUGUGCUUGUUUGUAUGUGUGUGUGUGCGUGGGUGGCAGUGUAUGUGUGCUUGUGUAUUCAUAACUUAUUUGUAAAUAUUAGUUGCUUAAGUCGUAAAUAGUUCAAAGUUCAAAUUAAUAUCGUUAGUGUUGUGUGUGUGUAUGUAGCGGUGUAUGCAGCGGAAAAUUUGAGAUACAGUGUUGGCAAAUAAGUUGUAUGAGCUCUAAAUACAUUCAUAAAUUAUAUAACCAUUUUCUGCUUCCAACUGUAAGUUGUGUUUUAUAGUAUUUUUAAUUACUUAAAGACAAUUAUUGAACCCAGUUGUUAGGAGAAGCUAAUUUAUUGUUUUUGUUGUAAGCGAUUUUAGUUUAAUUUCAGUUAUAUGCAUAAGUAUUAAGCCAAAAUGAGUAAACAGAAAUAUUCGCAAAAAAAAAACACAAAACAAUGAGUGAGUUCGAGAGCGAGAGAGAUUAUGAGCGCUUAUCACGUAAAUAGUAAAUAGAGACAAAUUUUUUGUACGGAAUUUUGAGCUGAUUUUUGGCUUUUGAAUGAAGUGAAAAAAAAAUUAUUUUUUUUUUUUUUAAUUUUCCAGCAUUGAAAACUCGAUUCCUUCCUCAAAAAAAAAAUAUAUAAUAUAUAAAAAAAUAUUAAAAUAAAAUGGUAUUUAAAUUUUCAUAUAAAAUUAAUUAGC